Orussus abietinus is the source of this 908-nucleotide messenger RNA. RefSeq names its product fork head domain-containing protein FD2-like. The record is from RefSeq and is a predicted model, not a curated record. Gene Ontology annotation, biological process: regulation of transcription by RNA polymerase II; cell differentiation; anatomical structure morphogenesis. Gene Ontology annotation, molecular function: DNA-binding transcription factor activity, RNA polymerase II-specific; RNA polymerase II cis-regulatory region sequence-specific DNA binding. The transcript has 4 exons. Bases 166 to 873 code for a protein of 235 amino acids. Lineage: Eukaryota; Metazoa; Arthropoda; Insecta; Hymenoptera; Orussidae.
CAACAUUUCAGUAUCUUCCUCGAGCCCGAUCGCGACGGAAUCCCUGAAAUUGUCUGCGAUUCUCGACCAUCACUUUUAAGGCAGUUUUGUAAUAGAACUUUGUGCUGAGGCCUCGCUGAGAGGAGAUUCUCCCUUCGGAGUGGAAGAGAAAAAGGGAAAACCAAGAUGGACGACAUGGAAAUGCGGGUGUGGUGCCCCCUGCCGAGUUAUUGCUAUAAUUCCCCGAUAUGUACCGAGAGGUCGCUCCGAGAAGUUUACUUAUCUCACCUGGCAUGGACUUUUCCUAUUAGACGACCCUCUAACCCCCCUAAAUAUGAUAAACCGGCUUAUUCGUACAUAGCAUUAAUCGCAAUGGCGAUAAACUCGAGCCCGACUAAGAGACUAACACUUUCCGGGAUUUAUCGAUACAUCAUGGAGAGAUUUCCGUAUUACAGAGAGAAUAAGCAAGGCUGGCAAAAUAGUAUACGGCAUAAUUUGAGCUUAAACGACUGCUUCGUGAAAAUCCCUCGUGCCAAGGUAGAUCCUUGCGAAAUUAAGGAAACUGCCGGGAAAGGAAGUUACUGGACUCUAGACCCUUCCGCCUCGGAGAUGUUCGAACAUGGAAAUUAUCGGCGGCGACGCGCGCGCCGCCAGCGGACCGCCUCGCAACUUAAACCUACCCAGUGUCGCCUUUCGUCGGUUAACCCUGAAAUCGCAGAGGGAAAAAUUUCCAAUACUUCUGCAGAUGCGGAAAACGAGGUAGAUGCCACGAGAAAACGAAAUAGGAUUUUUGGAAAGGACUGCGCAGACUUCGAAGGACGUUUUCGCAAGACCACGAUGUUCACCAUCGAUAACAUCUUGAAGAAAUCGUUCGACGCAGUGGCCAAAAGAUAACUAUAGUUCCUUUCAAAUUAAUCGGUAAUUAACAC